GGGAAAGCGGCGAGUAAGAUGGAAGAUGAGGAGGUCGCUGAGAGCUGGGAGGAGGCGGCAGACAGCGGGGAAAUAGACAGACGGUUGGAAAAAAAACUGAAGAUCACACAAAAGGAGAGGAAAUCCAAAUCUCCUCCCAAAGUGCCCAUUGUGAUUCAGGACGAUAGCCUCCCCACGGGGCCCCCUCCACAGAUCCGCAUCCUCAAGAGGCCUACCAGCAACGGUGUGGUCAGCAGCCCCAACUCCACCAGCAGGCCAGCCCUCCCCGUCAAGUCCCUAGCGCAGCGCGAGGCAGAGUACGCGGAAGCCCGGAAGCGGAUCCUGGGCAGCGCCAGCCCCGAGGAGGAGCAGGAAAAACCCAUCCUCGACAGGCCAACCAGGAUCUCCCAACCCGAAGACAGCAGGCAGCCCAAUAAUGUGAUCAGACAGCCUCUGGGUCCCGACGGGUCACAAGGCUUCAAACAGCGCAGAUAAACGCGGGCGAGGAAGGAUGCCGCCGCUGCCGCCAUCGCGCCUCCUGGGCCGUCCGCCGCGGGUCGCACUGCCGUGGCCGACAGCUGGACUUGAGCAGAGGGAACGGCCUGACUUACUUGCACUGUGAUCCCCCUUGCUCCACCCACUGUGACCUUGAACCCCAUGCACUGUGACCUCCCCUUCCCCCUUCCUACUGUGAGUGGCACGUCUCCAAGGGCUGUCCCAAGUCAAUGGAAAGGGAAAGGGCGGGGGUCAGGGGAGGGUUGGGGGACCCACCUAGGACUCAGAGUAGAGAGUCAGGCAGUGCCACUUGGCCACUUGGGGUAAGCCAGCGCCAGCAAUAACAGUUUAUCAUGCUCAUUAAUUUGGGAUUUCAAAACACAAAUGAGAACUCCCACCCGCCCACCCCCAAGUGCAUGUCUUCAUCACCUAGAAGCAAGUUCCAUUGGAAAAUAUCCUUUCUUUUUUUUUUUUUCCUUCCUAUUUUUGUUUGUUUAUACAAAUACCUGAUUUGCAAGAAAAAGUGCAUGGGAGGGGUUUUAGGAGUUUAAUGAAUUUUUAAUUGAGAAAGGGUAGUUUGAUAGCCUACUUAAACAUGUUUCUGGGAAAUCCCCUAGAAACAGUAACCAGUAGGAUAUUGGUGAGCUUAGCUUCUGUAUUCCCACUGCCGCCCGACAAAAGGGGCAGGGCUUUGCCGCCCCCAGGACCGACGAGCACCCCAUGCCUAUACCUCCCUCCUCCCAGCUAAGUCCCAGGACACCGUGGCUCUACCUGGAGUCUGGGCUAGCUCUAUGGGCUCAGAGAGCCUGGGGAGGGUGCCAACCCCACCUCUAGUAUUUUUGGGAGAUAGGGAAAGUGAACAGACUUCCCUUCCCAUACCCCUCAGGGUAGUUCCCUACCAGCCAGGCUUGCUACUUCUAGAAGAGGGCAGGGAGUGAGACCACACUCCUGGGCUUUGAAGUCAGGGAUGAUGCGAGACUUGUUCAGUAUUUUGCUGGCAGCACAAGGAAAACCACGAGAGUCUGGCUCCAGGAGGCGGGGCCUUCUGCCUGGUGUGGUCCAAAGGCCGCUGGACCUCCCACUCCGGCAGGGCUUGACUCGCAAGGGUGCGCGGAGGGCCAUCUCUGUGGAUGGCAACAACUUGCUAAUUAUUCCUGGUACAUUUCCUGUGUGAAAUCACUCCCGUGGGAGCAGACCAUUCUGAAUACAUUUGGGAGAAGAAAAGCUUGUGUGUUGCAGAGAUUGGUGACGGCAGACGGGUUUCCCCACAGGCCUAGGCUGCCCUUCACCCCUUUUUCCGGACAGAGGCCCUGGAAUGAAGGCCGUUUGCCCUCUGUCCCUGGAGCCUGGAGUUUGCUUUGCCUCCUGGAGGUGAAGAGGCUACAAGGGCAACCGCACAGAGCAGCUCUGUGUACAGUCUGGGGCCUCCCAGACUUUCUGGACUCUUCCGUUGCACUGCGCCUUAUCCCCCAGCCAGCCAGCCAGCCUCCCCACUCAGCGGGUGGACUUUGGAGUGGUCAGUGUGACGGUUUGACUGCAGCAGCUCCCAGUGGCCCAGGGGCAAGCGAGGUUCUGCGGUCCCCCCUCUGGCGUGCCUGGCUCAGCCUUGCCGUGGGGAAGGAGGCCCGACGCGCCGUCUCCCAGUGCAUCUUCCUGUCAGACGAGGGGCGGCUGCCCGGCGAGCCGGCGGCUAGUGCACCGCACCUCUGCGCGCGAAGCCAGGAAAUGCUGCGAGUGGAGCUGAACGAGCUGCAGUCGUUAGGAGCCCACGGGGUGUGGGGCUGUCCCUGCACCUUGUCCUAGGGGAAUGACCUCUGGGGGGCAAGGGAGGAGGUUGGCUGCUGUCACUCUAGUUGCCCGCCCUGGCCAGCUCUCCGCAUCCUAAAUGGAUAGGGCCGUCCCUCACAGAACAGUGGUUUCUGGCCCAAAGCGAGACUCCUUUCACUGGGAAGGGCGCAGGUGGGCCAGGUAGGAAGGCCAGACGUGCUGAUAGCUCAGCCAUGGGGACCACCUGUUCGCACCCCCUUCAGUGGGAGCCGAAGGGAAGGCUGGCUGAUGGGUGUCUCGAGUGAGGAUGUAGCGGGGUUGGUGUCCGCACCGCCCUGCGGCCAAAGAUGGGGCUCUGCCCGCCGUGUGCCUGUCAUCACCCACCAGCAGUCACACCCUUGCCUCCCCGACGGAGAGGCGGCAGGCAAAAUAAAAGAAAUGAAAACAGGAAACUGUAUCGUGUUGGGGGAGGUGGGAGGGGAGAAGGGAGAACGGUUUGCAUUUUGUGUGUGUGUGUGGUUUUUCUUUUCUUUCUUUUUGUGUGUGUGUGUGUUUCAGUAGUUGUCUGUAACUUUCCUUAAGUGCGCUUUUUUUUUUUUUUUUUUUUUUUUUAAAGUAAGCUGCAGGCUUUGGCUUGGAAACCCCCAGGGGUAUGGAGGGCAGAAACCUGAGGCUGCUGCCCUUUUAUCUGCCUUCACGGUACUGUCCCCUACCCCCAGCUCCUCCCUGACCCUGUGAGCCAGGCCUCAGACCUUCCAGCUAACCGCUUCCCAUGAGCCACUACUCUGAUGUCAGCCUAUAACCAAAGGAGCUGGGGGGCCGGACCUGGUGACCAACCCUCUCAGCCCACUCAAUCAGGGUGCUCCCCACCUGCAGGCAGGAGGCAACACCCUAUCUGCUACCAUCAGCCCCUUCCAGAGCCCACUGCCCCGCUCUGCCCUGUCCAGCCCAGCCAUACCCUGCUCUGCCCCAUCCGGGGAUGCUCUGCUCAGGGAUGGGCCGGCAGGGUUGCCCCCAGCCUCCCUAGGAAGCAAGAGAUUCUGGAGACCUCCGGGGUCCUGUUUCCUGGCUAUGUGAUACUAUGGGUGCACAUGGGCCCCUUGGGUGUCUGAACAGAGGGCAUGGGAGGGAGGGCCGCACCCCUGCAGUCUGCUCUGCUGGUCUGGCGGGCAGCUGCCCACCCCACCCCGCACCGCGGGCUCCUGAGUCGGCAGAUUAAGCAUUUUAUAAAUUGUAUUUUAAAUACAUGUUUUA
This is a messenger RNA of Condylura cristata (star-nosed mole), 3495 nucleotides long. It is a transcript of the gene SZRD1, whose product is annotated as SUZ RNA binding domain containing 1. The transcript is spliced from 4 exons. NCBI's taxonomy places the organism in Eukaryota, Metazoa, Chordata, Mammalia, Eulipotyphla, Talpidae. The coding region runs from base 19 to 474 and encodes 151 amino acids. The record is from RefSeq and is a predicted model, not a curated record.